AUCACGUGCUGGGACCGUCAUGGCGGCGGCCAGCGGGGUUCGGCGGUGCCUCGGGGUGGCCGUGAGGGCCGCCCGGUGCUGCCCGUCCCUGCGGCCGGGGCGGCGGCUCUGCCCGGCCCCGGGCCGAGACCUCCACGGCCAGCCGGGUGAGUGCGACAGAGAGGCGGCCCAGACAGAUGCCCGUCAGUGUGAGGACACAAGCCAGAAACCUGAGAGUUCGACAGAUGUAGUAAAUGUAACUUUCAUUGACCGAUCGGGGCGGAGAAUACCUGUGAAGGGGAAAGUAGGAGACAAUGUCCUCUACUUGGCUCAGGAUCACGGGAUUGAUCUGGAGGGUGCUUGUGAAGCUUCCCUGGCAUGUUCCACUUGCCACGUCUAUGUGAAUGAAGAGCAUUUCGAUAAACUUCCUGAAGCGGUUGAAAGGGAGGAAGACAUGUUGGACAUGGCACCAGUCCUACAGCUCAACUCCCGACUGGGAUGUCAGAUCAUCCUCACCAAAGAGUUGGAAGGCAUGGAGCUAACACUGCCCAAAAUCACCAGGAACUUCUAUGUGGAUGGGCAUGUGCCAAAACCCCACUGAUGGGCAGUGGCCAAGGUAAUCGAGAUCUCCCUGUAUGCCAGGUCAUCCAGUAACGCUGCUAACACACAACGUGAUGAUGGAUGGUGCCAACACCUCGACACAGGAGUGAGUAGGCAUCAGAAGCAAGUGGAAAAUUUGGACUGGAGAGAAGACAGCGGACAACCUAUCUCAGGGAGGGGUGCUUUCCUCUCAUUAGUCUCUCUUCUUCACCCAGUUGUUGUGCCUUUGGCCAAUGAAUGAGAUUAGGAUGGAAAGGUAGAUGCGGUCAUUUUUGUUUGUAUCUUUCUCUUUCCUUUUCCUCUUCAUCCUUUCUUGGUCCACCCAGUGCUUUCUUUCUGUGUGUUGACUAUUCCGUUGAAGAGCUGUGGGAACACAGCAUUUAUCUGUAUUUACCAUAUUUAUGUUUAUCUGUUGUGUUUUUGUAUGAAUCCCUUGACGGUUGCAAUUUCCUGCUCUCAUUCCUACCAAUGGGACCAGAAUUACAAGUUAAGCCUGUACAUUAAAAUAUUUUUGAACUAAUAAAUAUUAUGGGAUGCCCACCCAAUGUUUAAGGUUACAGCUUUGUGAUUAUGGAAAAUUACUAUCUCUUUCCCUCACACACAUCCCACUCCGUCUGGUUAUGCCUUGUCCCUGGCAGUUUGUGUAAGUGGUACUGCAGAAGUGCAGAUUGUUACCUGCCUUCUCAAUAGCAGUGUUUGAUCAACACUGGAUCAGCUUCUAGACCACUGCAAUUCAUUAUACAUGUGGGUUAUUUUAAAUGUUUGUUGCAGUCGUUCAAUGUAAUGUUGCACUUUGAAAUAACAGGAACUGCGUUGUUUUCGUACGUUCGCCGAUGAGGCUGGAUUUUAAACAUUGGGAAUUAAAUUUUGUGCAUAUUAUUCUCUGAAUUGCUUUGUGUAAAAAAAACAAGUGUCAACAAUAAAUGUAGAGCCGUUUGUAGAGCGUAUC
This is a messenger RNA of Pristis pectinata (smalltooth sawfish), 1528 nucleotides long. It is a transcript of the gene fdx2, whose product is annotated as ferredoxin 2. The record is from RefSeq and is a predicted model, not a curated record. Gene Ontology annotation, molecular function: 2 iron, 2 sulfur cluster binding. Gene Ontology annotation, biological process: positive regulation of oxidoreductase activity; P450-containing electron transport chain. Bases 20 to 580 code for a protein of 186 amino acids. The transcript has 5 exons. Lineage: Eukaryota; Metazoa; Chordata; Chondrichthyes; Rhinopristiformes; Pristidae. Gene Ontology annotation, cellular component: mitochondrion.